GGACCAGGUCUCGGAUGAGCAUGCAAACCAGCCAUAUAUUGUUGUUUGUCUAACCUUAGUAGGCCUCACGGAUCAUUAAUUUCCUCCAUGGAAGGAAGAACAAGCAUGCUUCUCCAGGUGGUUCUGAAACACUUACCAUUUGAACUAAACCCAACUUCCUUUGUCUCUCUCUUCUCCUUCAUCAUCGCCAUAGUCUUGCUCAUCAAACUCCAAACAGUAACCAGAAGAAACAAACCCGACCUACUGCCUCCAUCGCCGCCUAAAUUUCCAUUCAUCGGCAAUCUUCACCAGCUCGGCACUCUGCCUCACCGUUCUCUCACAGCUCUCUCCCGCAAGUAUGGCUCUCUCAUGUUGCUCCGCUUAGGUCAAACCCCAACUCUGGUGGUUUCUUCUGCACACAUGGCCAAAGAAAUAACCAAAUCCCACGACGUCGUUUUCUCAGAUAGGCCUCAAACCACAGCUGCAAAAAUACUUCUCUAUGGAUGCACUGAUGUCGGUUUCUUACCCUACGGUGAAGAGUGGAGGCUCAAGAGGAAAAUCUGUGUUCUUGGACUUCUCAGCCUUAAAAGAGUUCAAUCCUUUCAGUACAUCAGAGAAGAGGAAGUUGCAGAUUUGGUCAAUAAGAUUCGUCAAGCAUGUUCUGAGCAUGAUGAUCAUGUGAAUAUUUCUCAGAUGGUUAUUGCAACUUCAAAUAAUAUUGUGAGCAGAUGUCUUCUUGGAGAGAAGUUUGAAGCAGGAGAUGGAAAAAGCAGUUUUGGCAACUUAGCAAGGAAAGUGAUGGUCCUACUGGCAGCUUUCAGUUUUGGAAACUUCUUCCCUUCAUUGAGAUGGAUGGAUUUCGUUACGGGAUUAAUUCCGAAGUUGAAUGCUACGUUUAGAGAAUUAGAUACUUUCUUCGAUGAGGUCCUCGCUCAGCAUAAGGCAGCUAAAAGGAAUGACGAUGAUGGUCAUCACAGAUCAGAAAAGAAAGACUUCGUUGAUAUUCUCCACCAACUUCAACACGAUGAUCUGUUAGAUAUCGAACUCAACCAAUCUGACAUCAAAGCCAUGAUAAUGGAUUUUUUCACAGGAGGAAGCGACACAACUUCCACAGCUCUGGAAUGGGCUUUUGCAGAACUCAUGAGGAAUCCAAGAACAAUGAAGAAAGCCCAGGAAGAGGUGAGAAGAAUGAUGGGGAAAAAAUCCAAAGUGGAAGAAACUGAUGUGAGGAAAAUGAAGUUCUUGGAAUGUGUCGUCAAAGAAACUUUAAGAUUACAUCCUCCUCUUCCUCUGUCGGUGCCAAGAGAGACAAGAUCAGGUGUGACUUUGGGCGGGUACUAUGUUCCUCCAAAAACAACCGUAUUUAUGAAUGCAUGGGCAAUUCAGAGAGAUCCUGAGUUUUGGGAAAGACCAGAAGAGUUUGUCCCUGAGAGAUUUGAGAACAGCAACGUUGAUUUCAAAGGUCAAGACUUUGAACUUAUUCCUUUUGGUAGUGGAAGGAGGGGAUGUCCAGGACUUUCAUUUGGAAUUGCAUCACUUGACUAUGUGUUAGCUAAUCUUUUGUAUUGGUUCGACUGGAAGCUUCCUACUGAAGCAAGUAAAUCUACUCAGCAAGCCAUAGACAUGAGUGAGAUAUUCGGGCUUACUGUCGUUAAGAAACAACCUAUUUGUGUCCAACCAAUACCGUACCUGAUAUAGCAUCUUAGUUUUGGUAUCCGAUUAGUUCAUGAUCUGUGUUUCAAAUUUGUGGUUUCAAGUUAUUUUCAUAGUGUAUUUUAAAUACAAAUUGCCAGUAAGUUUGCUGUGUUUGGAUGCUAGUUUUCCAUUAUAUGGAUGUUUGAAUACUUGUAUUGCAGUGGAAGUUGGAUGCAUCAUGUUGUAAAAU
Messenger RNA from Prosopis cineraria, 1864 nucleotides. Its product is annotated as phenylacetaldehyde oxime monooxygenase CYP71AN24-like. NCBI's taxonomy places the organism in Eukaryota, Viridiplantae, Streptophyta, Magnoliopsida, Fabales, Fabaceae. The record is from RefSeq and is a predicted model, not a curated record. Bases 88 to 1677 code for a protein of 529 amino acids. The transcript is spliced from 2 exons. Gene Ontology annotation, molecular function: iron ion binding; heme binding; monooxygenase activity.